CAUCAGCAACAGGCUCUAACCACUGAUUUCCAAUCGAGCCUGGAGACGACAUCCCAAAACCUCCCGCUUAAUGGCUAGCAAAAGGGUGACGGAGUUUUCAUCAAUUAUCAACAUACUUUGUACAUUUUUUCAUCAUUUUGAAACUACCAUUUGGAUCGCAUUGGCUAACUGCCCUCGAUGAAUGGGUUUUAAACCCUUUUUUCGAGCUGCGCUGUGCUCAUAGCCCGCACGCGACAUCCCGCGCAUAAUCCGUAAUCCGCCCAACUUCGCGCGCUGAGUUGUAUCACCAACUAUCAACUUUUUUCCGCAUAUUCUACAUCACAACCGUCACAUCGAUAAUAUACCGCGCUACCCGCCCAACUCCAACCCCCCCGGCUCUUUAGCCACCCCCUCAAGAUGCCCGACAUAGAUCCUGCGGCCUUAAGCCGCCCUUCCGUCACGCUUUCUACUACGACUCUCAAAUCCAUAACCGUUUCUGCGCAACCCUCCCAAAAAGUUCCCAAGACUAGCCAAAUCAUCCCCGCCCGUAUCGAUCUCGAGCCCCUAUACACGGCCCUAAAAUCAGCCAUUGGAAAUGAACAAUGGAACGCCUACAAAGAAGCUACCACUCAGUUUGUGCUAGGGCGAUUAAAUCAAGUAGAGUACUCCGAACGAAUCGAUCCCAUAUUAUUAUCUCCCAAUGGCGACAAAACCCAUUUACAUAACCAGCUCCUCGCCGCCAUAUACGGAAAUCUUACGAGGGAAAUGCCAGAUCAAGGGGUUGCACCAUGGGUUUCCGCCAACGACAAACCCACUACCAAUGUGGGUGCCAAACCUGUAACAGGCGACGCCGCCGAACGUAAGUUGAAGGGAGAAGUCAUGCAGCUCCCCAGUCGCGAUAGGCGGCGUAUCAAAGAGCUAGCUCAGAAUGAUUUCGACCCAUUCGAAUCAAUGGCGAACAUGUUCACGGAACACCAUCGAGGCAGACCGACCAAGGUACCGGAUGCGCCCCAAAGUGCCAGUGCUAACGGUUUAAAUAAGAUGAAUUGGGACCUUGAGAUUCGUAAACGCUUUGCGCAACCCCUGGCUGUAGAGUCGGGUGAAUUCCCUGAUAUGGCGAGCAUCGAAUCAAGGAUGUUACCUAUUUGCUACGAAGUAGGACUUGUCAGCGGACAUGCUUCGGAUGCUCCUUCAUUUAUGACCGUCGCCGCCGAAACAUUUAUUAAAGAAUUCCUCUCGACAGUCUUCAGCCGAACGAGAAGCAACGGGCCUGGGGACUCUGGAAGUGCUGGAUUCGGAUCCGGAACCGCUUGGAUUCAGACACACAAAUACCGACGACAGUUAAUGAGGGAAGAGUCAGCUUUGACAAGAGGAGAGUUGUCUCGAGACAAGAGCGGGCUCUUGCCUAUCGAGGCAAAAGCUGCUAGCGAGCGAUCCCCCUUGAGUAUGGCCGACUUGCGACUUGCUUUAGAAAUAGGGGAUUGUGGAAUAAGCACGUUCCCUAUAAUUAGGAAGUCGGUCAUAUAUACCUACAGGGAUGGUGAGCUCGAGCACUAUAAUAAUUACACCUGGCUCCCUGGUCACAAACCAAUGGAUGACGGGGAUUCCAAUACGAACAAAAUUAACGGUGGUUCGCGUGCUCUCACGAAUGGCGACACCCAUCCAGAGCCCAUGGAUAUCGACGAAGAUCCCUUGUCGUGGGAAGGUGCAGGUAAUCAGGAUACGUCAAUGCUUGACGGCGUUUUAGACUCGUGUUUGGCGGCCCCUUAGGAGUGGGAAGGAGACCCGCAGUCAUAUAUGACGAUUAAUGAUGAACCAAUGGCACCUGGGGUUGACGGAAAUCUUCCGCGUCUGGGCCAAGUUGAAGAGAAAAGGACGCAGACCUGGCACCCCCAACCCCAGGUAUCUGCAGUAAACUGAGAGCGCCAACCUAUAUCGCUUUGAUGGUUUCUAUAUGGCGCCCAGAGAGAAGGGCAUGUAAUAUGCUCUUGAAGGUAUGAUAUAUGUACCAAGAAGGGUUGCUCGCCCUAGGAGGCGCCAUACGGAGUUAGGAUGAGGAGUUCGAUAUCACUCCUGAGGCCGUCUGACGAGGAGGUAGCACAUACCUUGGCUCGUCUAUUUCCCUAGGACUAGGCGAUUUGCAUCAGCAUUGGCAUGACGGCGUUAUUCUAGGUGCAUUGCUUCGGUUUGUAUGAACAGUCAAAAAGGGGAGGAGGGGGAAGGAGGAGAGGUUGACUUCUGGCGUUUGCUUCUUGGCGGAUAUGUACUGUAUUGUAUGCGAUACCCCCUUGCGCCCCCAUUCUAGGAAGCACUCUCGUAUUUCUUACUAGAUCACGACAUAUAACAGAUUAGCAAAAGUAUUACAGCUAAUUGUAGGCAACGAUCAUGCUCAUAAAAUAAAUAUAGUAUUUAACUCCUACAUGGAAGAUGAGUAUAUCUAAUUAUCCGUUUAUGAAUC
Messenger RNA from Hypoxylon trugodes, 2437 nucleotides. Its product is annotated as transcriptional regulator of RNA polII, SAGA, subunit-domain-containing protein. NCBI's taxonomy places the organism in Eukaryota, Fungi, Ascomycota, Sordariomycetes, Xylariales, Hypoxylaceae. The record is from RefSeq and is a predicted model, not a curated record. The coding region runs from base 397 to 1749 and encodes 450 amino acids. Gene Ontology annotation, molecular function: transcription coactivator activity. Gene Ontology annotation, cellular component: SAGA complex. The transcript has 4 exons. Gene Ontology annotation, biological process: regulation of transcription by RNA polymerase II.